Messenger RNA from Paramormyrops kingsleyae, 3075 nucleotides. Lineage: Eukaryota; Metazoa; Chordata; Actinopteri; Osteoglossiformes; Mormyridae. The record is from RefSeq and is a predicted model, not a curated record.
AUUUUGUUGGUUCUAUACGAGAAAGAGUCGUGAUAUUGUUGUUAUCUGAUUCUUUUCCUGUCGAAAAAAAGUUACGAAACCCCACCCUUUCGACUGUAAGCGGAUACGUGGAGCGCCUGGACGCGCCGAAGGAGGGAAUGCAGUCGCUGCGGCAGAAGAUAAGGCUGUUAGCGCGCUGUUUCUCUAUCUGCAUGGACUGGCAAGACGUGCCAUUAUCCCCGUAGAGGAGAAGCCGGUAACGCGCGAUGCAUCAAAGGAGCUAUUAUUGUGGUUGCCUCAGAAAAAAAAAAUGACCGAGAAACUUUGUAUAGUUCUUCCUGUUUAAAAUUAAAUUGAAAUAAUAAAAAAAACUGCUGAGCAAACGACAGUGCCGCUCGUGGGAACGAAGUCAACAUGAGAUAGAAAUGCAAAAUAGUGGAUUUGGAUGUGCCAGAGGAUAUUGGGAGUGCCUGUACCAAGUCUGCGCAGGUACCGUUAACUCAUCUGUGGCGUUAAACUGCGGAUUUGCCAGCUCGAACUUUUUGCAACCUCGCUCCGAGUUGAAUGCCUCUUUCCUGCUAUUCUUCUCCACCUCUCUGAGUUUCCUGCUAAGCUGUAUAACUAGUUACAAGACUGGCAAUAAACAGGAGAAUCAAAGCCCAAGGUGGAAAAACUAAAAUCUUGUUGUUUUUACAAUUUAUAUCACGGUUUCGUUUAUAAUCCUUUACAACGGACUGAAACACCUACUGUUGUAACAUCGAUUAUGUAGCAGAUUAUUUGAUUGUGAAUGUUUAUUUUGUACAGUGCAAUCGCAAAUGGACUAUUCAUUUCGAAUUAUGGCUCGGAAAGUUGGAUUAAAACGCGUGUAAAUACGCGUUUCUGUGAGACAGACACUUGUAAGAGAGUAAAAUGAAAGCAACCCAGCCAACAAAGUUACGCAGAUUUAUUUAACCGGACUAGGUGCGCGUUUGACUGACGUCUGUCACCUAAACAGAGGGUUGGCAUAUGGGGUCCAAAGUCCUAAUGGAUCUUAACUCAAAUCUCUGUCUUAUAUCUUAGUGUGCGAUUUAAUGUCCGAACAGGUCCCCGAUGAGAUCAAUAGGCAGACGCGAAAGGGAAAUAGGUGUUUGGAAGUUCUGUAUUUUCCGCAUAAUAUCCAACAGAAAGCAAAUACGGAGCGAGCAGUUUAAUGGAGCCCCUGAAAAGCAUUUUUUCUGGCUGGAAAGGUGUAGAACAGCCCGUGAUGGGUAAUUUCACCAAUCCUUUAUGGACCGCUUUAUUCGACUAUGAAGCGACCGGGAAGGAUGAGCUGACGCUCCGCAAGGGCGACCUGGUGGAGGUCCUGUCACUGGACUCGGAGAUAUCCGGGGAUGAGGGCUGGUGGGCAGGCAAGGUCAACAACAAAGUGGGCAUCUUCCCAUCUAAUUACGUUUCCUACAAGCCGAGCUGUAACGGGACACUUCAGGGACCGGCAGCCGCGAAGGACUUUGAGCCCGAGGAGGUGGACUUUGCUGAGCUGAGCUUGGAAGAGGUGAUCGGAGUGGGCGGGUUCGGCAAGGUCUACCGCGGCACAUGGAGAGGGGAUCUGGUGGCGGUGAAGGCGGCGCGCCAGGACCCCGACGAGGACAUCAGCGUGACAUCCCAGAAUGUGCGGCGGGAGGCCCGGCUGUUUGCCAUGCUCACGCACCCAAACAUCAUCACCCUCAAGGGGGUUUGUUUGCAGGAGCCGAACAUGUGCCUGAUCAUGGAGUACGCGGCUGGCGGUCCCCUAAGCCGGGCGCUGGCCGGCCGCCGCAUCCCUCCGCACAUCCUCGUCAACUGGGCUGUGCAGAUCGCCGGGGGGAUGCUGUACCUCCAUAGCGGGGCGAUCGUUCCUGUCAUCCACCGGGACCUGAAGUCCAACAACAUUCUGCUUGCCCAGCCCGUUGGGAAUGAAAACAUGGAGGGUAAGACCCUGAAGAUCACCGACUUCGGGCUGGCGCGGGAGUGGCACAAGACCACGAAGAUGAGCGCGGCGGGUACGUACGCCUGGAUGGCGCCGGAGGUGAUCAAGACGUCCACCUUCUCCAGGGGCAGCGACGUGUGGAGCUACGGCGUGUUGCUGUGGGAGCUGCUGACGGGGGAGGUGCCCUACAGAGGCAUCGACUGCCUGGCGGUGGCCUAUGGUGUGGCCGUCAACAAGCUGACCCUCCCGGUGCCAUCCACCUGCCCGGAGCCCUUCGCGCAGCUCAUGACAGAGUGCUGGGACCAGGACCCCCACGGACGGCCCAGCUUCGCUGCCGUCUUGGCCCAGCUGAGUGCCCUGGAACACCGGGUGCUGGACGAGAUGCACCAGGACUCCUUCCACUCGCUGCAAGACGGCUGGAAGCUGGAGAUUCAGGGCAUGUUCGAUGAGCUGCGGGCCAAGGAGAAGGAGCUGCACUGCCGCGAGGAGGAGCUGCAGCGCGCCGCCCUGCAGCAGAAGUCGCAUGAGGAGUUCCUGCGGCAGCGGGAGCAGCAGCUGGCGCGCUGGGAGCAGGACGUGUUCGAGCGCGAGCUCAGCCUGCUCAUCCGGCACAUGAACCAGGAGAAGCCCAAAGUGAAGAAGCGCAAGGGCACCUUCAAGAAGCACAAGCUGAAGUUCAGGAGCAGCGAGAAGAUCAGCAUGCCGCAGGGUACGCCCGCCCGCUCGCCCGCCCGCCCACUCGCCCGCCCGCUUGCUGCGCUCCGGCCUGCUUCGCGCCCGUAAUGAAAGGGGAGAUCCAUCCCGCUCUGCCAGCAGGCUUCCUGCCCUCGGCGCUGGCCAGACUGGGCCCAGAAUAGCUGUCCUUUCUGCGUCAUGGCGCCUAAGCUUCGCAGGAAAGCUGAGCGCGUCGGCCCGGCCCGGCCCGGUCCUCCACGCAGUCCCACAGAAACCAGCUCGGCGUGGGAAGCCAUUGUGACAGUGCUCAGGCCUUUCUUGGGAUUAUUGUGAUCGGAAUUUAUUAGUAAGAUAAGGACUCGAUCCCAAGCCACUGCGGAGAGUGUCAGACUAAUGAGAGACUAGCAGCUGUCUGACGGCUGCAGACCUCCUCUAUAACUCUCUCCUGUGCCCGGUUUGGUUCUGUUCGGUUUGGU